This is a messenger RNA of Megalops cyprinoides (Indo-Pacific tarpon), 4998 nucleotides long. RefSeq names its product microtubule associated tumor suppressor candidate 2b (gene mtus2b). Gene Ontology annotation, cellular component: cytoplasm; nucleus. The transcript has 15 exons. Gene Ontology annotation, molecular function: microtubule binding. The coding region runs from base 321 to 4253 and encodes 1310 amino acids. The record is from RefSeq and is a predicted model, not a curated record. NCBI's taxonomy places the organism in Eukaryota, Metazoa, Chordata, Actinopteri, Elopiformes, Megalopidae.
CUUUCAGCGUACAAGGUGGAAAUAGAUGUGCAGCAGUUUUUCACGCGGACAUGCGGAGUCUAAAAACAAGGCAAAGGAUUCCAUCUUAAUGCUAUUCCAUAUUGCACCAACUGGCCUGAUGUCAACAUUUCCUGAAGUCUUGUGAUGCUACAUUAUUAAAGAGAUCCUGCCAAGGUUGUGAAAAAUGUGAAGUUGGAUUUUGGGCUUCUGUUUCACAUCUUACAAAUCAGAAUAUCUCAGGAGAGGGUAAGCUACCAUUUAAUGUGUACAAGAGUGAUGAGAAACUGUUGAGCCUCUGUGAGCACAGCACAGUGGAGAAGAUGAGUUCACAGGGCCAGCCCAGUGGCCCUGUAAGCUCUAGACGGCAAGACAACCAGGGGGAGAUCAAGAACAACAAUAAGCAGGGUUUGUUUGCACCCGAGGGUGACGCCAACGCCAAUGAGAUCCAGACGGAAGACGAGGGCACCAAAGAAGGAGGCAGGACAGGAGACGCGGGUGCCCUCCCCCCACUGGUGUCCCAGAGCGAGGAGCAGGACAAGAUCAUCAUCUGGGGGACGGACUCCCAGUGUGACGACCCAGAGCUGGAGGAGUUCGAGAUGCUGGAGUGCCAGGAGCUGGAGGCCUACCUGGUUGAGGAAGAGGAGGAGUACGAGAGAGGAGCGGGAGCGGGCAGAGGUCCGUUUGUGGAUGAAAGACCCCUGCCUUAUAGCUCCGCCCCGGCUCUAGCGACGACAGACAAAGACAAUAACUACGAUGCGGAUGAGAGAACCACACAGCAGAGUGUGCAGGACCUGGAGACCACCAUCUCACUUUCACUGGGAAGCAGAGGGAGAAGCACGUGUCUAACCAGGGCUGAGUUCAGCUCGGAAAACGAUGUGUUCGUGUCCUGUCUCUCGACAAUGUCCAGCCUUGGCGGGAGCUUAGCCAGUGCCCUGGACAGCACUGGUCGAAUGCAAGCCACAGAUUCCCGGCACUUGCCAUCCGAACCAUACAGAACCAUCUCUGAGGACCUCACGCUUGCCUCCCAGUCCAUCCCUACAAUCUCAGUAAAGAGCGGACUCUACCAAGAAACAGGGGGCCCUCUGGGUAAUUCUGGAAGAAGCACAUCUUUAUCCAGCAGUGUUGAUCUGAAUCUGAACUCAGCCAUUCUGCAACAGGAACCUGGUCCACAAGCACAAUUAGAACAAUUAGGACAGAAGUCGAGGAGGAGCCCGUCCCAAGAAGGGCUGAGCAUACUGACUAAUGGCACAGGAAAAUGUAAACAGAACCGUGUGGAUACUAAUGAUACUGAGCACAAAACUCAAAAACUUCAGAUGACUGUAGGGGAACAAAGUAGAUCUGUUGAAGGUUACAAGCAGGGGGAUGUACCCUCCACAGAAGCACAGGAAGAAAUGGAAGCAAAAACCCGUGUCUGCCAGCAGCAGAUCGGCAAAAUGACCAGCUUUGAGGAGGCACACCCUGAUAUGGAGGCCCAGUCCAGCCCCAGAGCAUCUCCUGCACCAGGGACAUCUUCACGGAAGGCGAGUCACAAGAUGAAUGGCAAACCCUCCCUAGACGAUGAGGCCCCUGAUGUGAACAGCAACCCCUCAAAAGCAGACCCCAGGGGAGCAUCCAGCCACCCUGUCCCCGGUGAGCCCAAAGCCAUUAGGAAGCAGGGCUCUUUUGAGCACAGCCGUAGCGCAAGCCCCUCCAGCUUAGAGAAGAGGACCCAGCUGGCAAGGAAGCCUUGGGGAAGUCCCACCCGAGCCCCAACCCCUCCAUCCCCAAAGACUGGGUCGCCAAGGAGGAGACCCCCGAUGUCCCCUGCCAAGACCGCCAACACGAGAGUUCCCAGUCAGGAGUACAGUGAGGCCUCCCAGGGGGGCAGCAGUGUCGUGAAGCCCCCCAGUAAGGUGUGCCCAAGUAGCGGGAUCCCCAAACCCAUCCUGCAACCCCCACUGAGGCCAGCAGACAAGACGGAACCAGAUAACAGGAACACAAGGUCCCCCCCACCUCACUACCCCCCAAAGCCCAAAAACGUGCGUCCCAAAAUCAUUACCUACAUCCGAAAGAGCCCUCAGGUGAAGCCCCAUGUCCCUGAUGCCCCUUACGAGGUAUCCACCCUCCCCUCUAGACUCACAGCAUACCCCAGCCCACAGGCCAGCAAGGACCCCAAAGCAGGGGGGCACCCCAAGGCUUCGCCCGUGCUCAGCGCCUCCAAUCUUCUGUAUGAUAAGUAUCGUCAUGAGAUGCAGAAGGCGUGCUACUACUCCCCAGGGCUGGUGGUGUCUGGAAUCAAGCCUCCUAGCCAUACUAUCCCCCACAAGAUGACAGGGAAAUCUGAAGGCUUCUAUGGGGAGCUGACUGACAAAUAUCUGCAGGAGAUGGGUAGAGGUACAGUCGCUCUUGGGGGCCCUGGACGGGAUGACCCGCCUGUGUCUCAGGUCAGCCCACACGAGGCUGCCGGCCUCUUCCGCUCUCCCAGGGCCCUGAGGCCACAGCUGGGACUGGGUGCAGUGACCAGGCUGCCCUCAGCUAAGAACAGGAUGGUUCUGGCGGGUCAGAGGUCAGCCUUGUCCUUCAGCCACCCAACGCAGGUGGUCAGUCCACUCACCCAGUGUUACCCUGAUCCCUCAGACCAGGGGAAACCUGCCCCAGAGACGGCCCCCAGGUCACUGCUCCCUAAACCGGGUCAGUCUGGCCUGCGCCCUCCUGGUUACUCUCGCCUGCCUGCCGCCCGUCUGGCUGCCUUCAGCUUCGUCCGUAGCUCCAGCGUCUCGUCCGUGUCCAGCAACCAGUCCAACGACAGCACGCACAGCGACCCCUGUCGACCCAUGCACCGCCCCAGCAGUGGGAGCGAUGAACCCCCUGUCCAAAAGCCCCCUGUACCCCCCAGUGAGUCACCCCGGGCCCCCAACACCCCUGCCACCACCCGCCGUUCCCUGUUACCCCCUCCUCGGAGUUCUCCUGUUGCCUCCAGGAAGGAGAUCCAAAAAGAUGCUGAAGUCGCCCGCCCAGCAGUGUCCUCCCCGAAGAGGUUUGCUGUGGUCUCUCCAAAGCCGCAGUCCCCAGUGCACCUGCGUCAGAAGCCGGUGGCGGUCCGGGGCGGGGUGGCGGGCGGCUCCCCACGGCGGGACGGCCCGGACUCGGAGCGGCUCCUGGUGCAGCGUCUGAGGGAGCGCUGCGAGGAGCAGGCCCGGCAGCUGCAGAGCCUGCAGGCCGAGCUGAGGAAGGCCACCCUGGGCUUGGAGGUCUUCGCCAUCACCACCCAGUACUUCUGCCAGAAGAGUGAAACGGCCAUUGUGAAGGAGAGAGAACUGUCCCUGGAGCUUGCCAGAAUCAGGGAUGAAGUGGCCUUCAACGUGGCGCGCUGGGAGCGUCUGCAGCAGGACAAGGAGGACCUGGAGCGGCGCUUUGAGCGGGAGCUGCGGAGGCUGCAGGUGCAGCAGGAGGCAGAGCUGGGAGCCCUGGAGGAGCAGCUGAGGGCCCGGCACGAGGCCGAGAGGGAACGCCUCCGGGCGGAGCAGCGGGCUGAGCUGGAGGAGCUGCGCACACAGCAGCAGGAGCAGAUGGAGGAGAUGAACGUAAACCACGAGGCGGCCAUGAUGGAGAUGGAGAACAAUCACAGCGUGACCAUAGCAACACUGCAGGAGGAGCAUGCAAAGACAGUGAGAGACCUAAUGAUGGCUCAUGAACAGCAGAGGAAGUCACUGGAGGAGAACUUUGAGAAGCUCAGACUCUCACUCCAGGAUCAGGUGGACACACUGACAUUUCAGAACCGCAGCCUGCGAGAUCGGGCGAAGCGUUUUGAGGAGGCGUUACGGAGAAGCACUGAUGAGCAGAUUGUGGACGCGUUGGCUCCAUAUCAGCACAUCGAGGAGGACCUGAAGAGCCUCAAGGAAGUUCUGGAGAUGAAGAACCAGCAGAUACAUGAGCAGGAGUUGAAGAUCGCUGAGCUGGAGAAAAUGGCUCAGAAGAAUGUGGUGUUAGAGGAGAAAGUCCAGGUGUUGCAGCAGCAGAAUGAAGACCUUAAAGCCAGAAUAGACCAAAACCUUGCUGUGUCCAGGCAGCUUUCUGAGGAGAACGCCAACCUGCAGGAGUACGUGGAGAAGGAGAGCAACGAGAAGAAACGCCUGAGCCGCACCAACGAGGAGCUGCUGUGGCGUCUGCAGACGGGCGAGCUCAGCCCCCGCAUGUCCCCAUCCUCCUCGCCCAUCCACCGGGCGUCCCCAGGGCCCGCGUCGCCCUCCCGACUCCACCCCUUACCCAGAUGAGCUGGCCAAACUUUACCUUUUGUCCCCACACACACACACACACACACACACACACACACAAACCUCACUGUGUCUGUCUUUGUCUGUCCUGUGUCGUGGAUGUACUGAGACGCCCUCCCCAUUCGGUGCGGGGGUAGGACACUGCUGUCUUCUCCUCUCAGCAUUUUUUCCUUGAGGUAUACAAAAAACUUUGGAAAAACCCUUUCUCAUCUGUCUUGAACUAUCUUCAUGUCCAGUCUGAGACUGUAUGUAGAAUUCAAAUGGGCAUAACAAGUCCACCUCCACUUGUAAUAUAAAGUACCCAUUCUGAGAUAAGAGCUCAACAACCAUGUGCCCCCGGUAAGGGGCCAAGAAACCUCUUCCCUCUUCUCCUUUUACCCCCAUUUCUAACAUUGAUGAACGUAUCACAGGCGUGCUUAAAGUAACCCUAAGCAGUUGUGACAUGUAAACUUUUGUACUCAUUUCCUAUGUUCCCUGUCUUGAUAAAAACAAAGAGAAAAAAAACAAAAGAAUGUGAAGGACAUCAGCAGCUAUGGUGGACUAAAGUGGCAGAGGUUUAUCCAGGAACUGGAUGAUAAGCACAUGGUGCCUGUCUUUCCAUCUUUGCUUCUUCCAGCGCCACCAGCGGUGUUCCCUGGGCCAGGAUUAUGGAUGUAUGAAACACAAAUUCAAAACACAGCAAUGUCUUUAACAAAUAGCGCCUUGGCUGAUUGCCUCUUGCCAAGACAGCCUUCAGGUCCUCUUA